This is a messenger RNA of Mirounga angustirostris (Northern elephant seal), 2778 nucleotides long. It is a transcript of the gene DIPK2B, whose product is annotated as divergent protein kinase domain 2B. Lineage: Eukaryota; Metazoa; Chordata; Mammalia; Carnivora; Phocidae. The record is from RefSeq and is a predicted model, not a curated record. The transcript has 5 exons. Bases 253 to 1554 code for a protein of 433 amino acids.
CCAGCCCAAGGCAGCCGCCCCAGACAGAGGAAGAGUAACUCUGGAAACGGUGUUAUCAGCAUCCUCCAUGGACUUCCUCACCUCCUCCCCUGCCCUGUUAGCCCCAAGCUCCUUAGCAUCCUCAAACAGAAAUUGGGGAAGCUGGGAUGGGGUCAGCGCCCUGAAGCCAGCCCCCUCUCUUUUGCCAAGACCCACCUCUGUGCAGCCCUGAGUGGGCAGCUGAAGCCUGCAGCGGGGAAUCCUGAGCAGGAGAUGGAGCCCCAGCUGGGGCCUAAGGCUGCCGGCCUCGGCCCAGGCCGGCCCGUGCUGCUGCUGUGGGUCUCAGCCCUGAGCUGUUCUCUUUCCUCGCUGGCUUCUCCCUCUCCUUCUCUGGUGCCCCGAAGCAGAACCAGCUACAAUUUUGGAAGGACUUUCCUCGGUCUUGAUAAAUGCAAUGCCUGCAUCGGGACAUCAAUUUGCAAGAAGUUCUUUAAAGAAGAAAUAAGGUUUGACAGCUGGCUGGCCUCCCCCCUUGGACUGCCUCCCGACUACUUGCCUUCUUACCCUGCAAAUUACUCAGAUGAUUCCAAAACCUGGCGCCCCGUGGAGGUCUCCAGGCUGGUCAGCAAACAGCAAAGUGACAUCUCAGACAGGAGAAUCUGCGCCUCUGCAGCAGCCCCAAAGACCUGCAGCAUCGAGCGCAUCCUGCGGAAAACCAGGAGGUUCCAGAAAUGGCUGCAGGCCAAGCGCCUCACACCGGACCUGGUGCAGGGCCUGCCCAGCCCCUUCCUGCGCUGCCCGUCGCAGCGACUCCUGGACCGUGUGGUCCGGCGCUAUGCUGAGGUGGCCGACGCCGGCAGCAUCUUCAUGGACCACUUCACUGACCGCGACAAGCUGCGUCUGCUCUACACCCUGGCUGUCAAUGCUCAUCCCAUCCUCCUGCAGAUCUUCCCGGGCGCCGAGGGCUGGCCGCUGCCCAAGUACCUGGGCUCCUGCGGCCGACUGGCGGUCAGCACCAGCACCAGCCCGCUGCGGGACUUCUACGGCGCGGCCCCGGACCAGGCGGCCGACCUGGCCUACCAGCUCCUCGGUGUCCUCGAGUCCCUGAGGAGCAAUGACUUGAACUACUUCUUCUACUUCACCCACGUCGACGCGGGCACGUUUGGCAUCUUUAACAACGGGCAUCUGUUCAUCCGGGAUGCCAGCGCCUUGGGCGUCAUCGACAAGCAGGAAGGCAGCCCGGCAGCCGCUGGGGCAGGAGAGAGUAAAGACAUCUUCAGCUGCCUGCUUUCGGGCUGCCAGGCUGAGCUGCCCUCCUGCUACACCAUCCCGGAGAAGCAGAGCUUGGUGCUCGUGUGUCGGCAGCUGCUACCUCGACUCCUCCUGGGGAAGUUCCCCUCCCCGGUGCAGGAGGAGAUAGACAGGGCACUUGCCCAGUGUGGGGAGGGCGCCCACCCCGACCCCGAAGUGCUCAGGGCCGCCAGCCGGCUGAAGGACAUCUUGAGGCCCCUGAGAACCUGUGACCCCAGAUUCGCCUACCGCUACCCAGACUGCAAGUAUAAUGAUAAGUUCUGAGCGGCUGGAGCCUUGCCGGCCUCCGGGGACAACGUCCCUGGCCCUCCCUUGCCCAGGCGGGUCGCUGCAAGGUUGAAAGAAGCAGCUCCGUCCUGGGACAUUCAGAGAGAGGCACCUUCAUUUCCCGGGAAUGAAGGAACACUCUGACGACCAGAGGGGAGUCGUGCCGCACAGCACGGUUGCCCCUGCUGGCUACAGCGUCACGGAGAAGCCCCGGGCUGGGUCGGAGAAGACCCGACCGCAGACAGUCACUGGAUCUCGCUGAGCCUCAGUGUCCUCUGUUCUCCACCAGACUCUUGAGUUACUGAAAGAAGACAGGGAUGUGAAGGGCCAGGGACAUGGGCAGGUGGUUACAGAGAGUGUUCCAGAAACACGCGCAGGCAGGACACAUGGGACAGAGCCGUGGAGGUGGAGGCUGACAUGGAGGGAAGGCAGGGGGAAGGUGAGGCCCCUGGCCAGGACCGUGUCGGGCUCAAACAUGAGGGGCCCCCUUCUUGCUCCCUGGGCCCUCGCACUAGCCCUCCCGCCAUGCUGCCCACACUGCCACGGAGUGAGGAGACGGCAGGCUAAAGAAACACGUGGAUAGGUGCACAGUCUGGGUGCCUGGGGUCCCGGGUGCUCCUGUGAGGCACCUCGUGGCGUGAGAAGGAGCCCCGGCUGAGAACAGAUGAGCAGUGGGCGGGGGGCCAAUGUGUUCGUCCGGGACCUCUGAGAAGCAGGUGUCAGGACGAGGGUGAAUUGGGCAAGGAUCGUAUUAAAGAAGAUCGCUGCAUAGGAGGGAAGAAGGCGGUGUUGCCAGUCUGAGCCCAAGGGAGGCAGAGAAGGUCAGCAGAGGCAUUCUAAGAGUGGCAUUGGUGCUAUAUCUAAAGGAAGGUUCCACAGGGCCCUGCUGCCCUCAGUCGUUGGCAGGGAAGAGCCUGUGGGAAGCGUGCCCUUGGCCUCCCCGCAGAGACGACGUUGAGAGCGCAGCACAGGGCCGGCGGCCAGCUCUGCUCCCUGGAGCCGGAGGCCCAAGCAGGACACGCCAGCUACAGCCGGGGCCCCAGGCCAGCUCUGUCCUCACCGCGGCCUGCAGUGUAGCAGUCGAAGGAGUCUGAGAAUUUUCCUUGAACUCGGCCUUACGGGUCAUUGCAACAGUAUUUUUCAAGGUCAGCCAACAGAACGUAUUCUAUUCAACAGUGUGUUAGUUUGCUUUAUACCUUUGAAAUAUUUAGUCACAUGGUA